Molecule: messenger RNA, 995 nt
Organism: Gymnodraco acuticeps
Lineage: Eukaryota; Metazoa; Chordata; Actinopteri; Perciformes; Bathydraconidae
Gene: mdka
Product: midkine a
Exons: 5
Coding region: 46-483 (145 amino acids)
Molecular function (GO): growth factor activity
Source: RefSeq, a predicted model, not a curated record
AGCGACUAAACUCCACAGUGUUCCUGCAGCCGCCUGGUAGACACGAUGAGGGCUGCGCUGCUGCUGCUGCUGCUGUUUCUCACUGUCAUCUCUGUCAGCGCUGCUGGGGGAAAAAACAAAAAAGAGAAAAAUAAACCCUCACAGUCCGGGUCAGAAUGCACUGACUGGCGCUAUGGCAACUGUGUCCCUAGCAACGGGGACUGUGGAGCAGGGUUUAGGGACGGGUCAUGUGACCAGCAGAACAAGAAGAUGAAAUGUAGGGUACCAUGCAACUGGAAAAAAGAGUUUGGAGCUGACUGUAAGUAUCGGUUCGGCAGCUGGGGAGAGUGUAAUCCAAGCUCUGGCUCGCGGACCAGAACAGGGACAUUGAAGAAGGCUCUGCAUGAUUCACAGUGUGAACAGACUAUCUCUGUCUCUAAACCCUGCUCUGGAAAAACCAAGACGAAAACCAAAGGAAAGAAGAGAAAAGCCAAGGGAAACUAGUCUGAAGCAGCUGUCCUCUCACUGUGGCCCCAACACUUCUACACUUAUAGCCUGAGUAUUAUACACCAUUUUGAAUGCACACUUCAUCUGACAUUACGUAUCCUUCUGGACUUUUUACAAAUUGUAAAUGUGCAUUCAUCUCUAGAUUAGGACUAAUAAAGUGAUCAUGACCUGUAUCAGCCAGUGUUCAAACUGCAUUUUUCAGACUGCAUUUUUAAGACCACCAAGCUAGAAAUUCCUUGAGAUAUUUCAAAAAAUGUAUUCUGUUAAGGUAUUCUCUUUCUCAAGCCAACACAUUCUUAUUUUAAUCUCUCACCAUAGUGACUUGUAGAUGAAAGGGAAUGUAGAAUAUAAGCGUUAUACAUUUGCCUAGGGACCACACAAGCCCCAAGUUAUUUUAUAAUAAUAAUACAAUACACAGACAGCAAGUGAAAGAUAAAGAAAGGUCUGACUAACUGCACAAAUGUUGACACUGCUUUCCAAGGUUUGAAUAAAGUGAAGUUGAGAAUAAA